ACCUGCAGCGUGUCCAGGAGCUGAUGAGGAGAGAGAUGGAGCUGGGGCUGGGCCGGGACACCAACGCCAACGCCACUGUCCGCAUGCUGCCCACCUACGUCUGCGGCACGCCUGAUGGCACUGAGCGAGGCGAGUUCCUGGCGUUGGACCUGGGGGGGACCAAUUUCCGGGUGCUGGUGGUGCGCGUGGCAGAGGAUGGCAUCCGCAUGGCCAGCGAGAUCUACGUCAUCCCCACCGCCAUCACACAGGGCACCGGCGAGGCGCUUUUUGACCAGAUCAUCGAGUCCAUCAUGGACUUCCAGCAGAAGCAGGAACUGAUGGAUCACGUCCUGCCGCUCGGCUUCACCUUCUCCUUCCCCUGCCAGCAGCUGGGCCUGGAUAAGGCGGUGCUGCUGAGCUGGACCAAAGGCUUCAGCGCCUCGGGCUGCGUGGGGCAGGAUGUGGUCCAGCUGCUGCGGGAGGCAGCCCAGCGCAAACAGCACUUAGGGCUGAAGGUGGUGGCCGUGGUCAAUGACACUGUGGGAACCAUGAUGUCCUGUGGCUACGACGACCCCAAAUGUGAAAUCGGCCUCAUUGUGGGGACAGGGACCAAUGCCUGCUACAUGGAGGAGAUGCAGAACGUGGGCACCGUGGAGGGGGAUCAGGGCCGCAUGUGCAUCAACAUGGAGUGGGGCGCCUUUGGGGAUAACGGCUGCCUGGAUUACUUCAUCACCAGCUUUGACCAGCUAGUGGAUGAGAAAACCAUCAAUCCGGGCAAGCAGAGGUUUGAGAAGCUCAUCAGCGGCAUGUACCUGGGCGAGAUCGUGCGCCAUGUCCUAUUGGCACUGGUGGAGAAACAGCUCCUGUUCCACGGCAAACCCAGCCCCAAGCUCCAGACCAAGGACAUAUUCCAGACCAAGUUCCUCUCCACCAUUGAGAUGUGAGUGCUGUGCUCCACUGGGUUCCCUGAGCCCAGAGUCGGGGGGUGUGAAGCCAGAGCCCAAGGAGAGGGGCCAUGCUACAUUGGUGGGAAGCGGGCAGCCCCCCUCGGUGCCGCCGGCCUGGCCGCCGUGGUGGAGAAGAUGCGGGAGAACCGGGGCCUGGCCCAGCUGGCUGUCACCGUGGGGGUGGACGGCACCCUGUACAAGAUGCACCCGCACUUCGCCCAGAAUCUCCAGCAGAUGCUGCGGGAC
This is a messenger RNA of Merops nubicus (carmine bee-eater), 1172 nucleotides long. Its product is annotated as hexokinase-2-like. Gene Ontology annotation, cellular component: cytosol; mitochondrion. Gene Ontology annotation, molecular function: ATP binding; fructokinase activity; D-glucose binding. Gene Ontology annotation, biological process: glycolytic process; intracellular glucose homeostasis; glucose 6-phosphate metabolic process. The transcript is spliced from 9 exons. The annotation marks the transcript as partial. Lineage: Eukaryota; Metazoa; Chordata; Aves; Coraciiformes; Meropidae. The record is from RefSeq and is a predicted model, not a curated record.